AUGUCGGGUUCCUCCAGAACCAGCUCCUCUGAGGAGCGCAGGUUCCUGCCGGUCUUCAUGGAGUCGCUGCGUUUCCAUGACGACCAGAGCGGCAGUGCAUCACGGCUAGAGAACAGCCUGGGCUGUAAAGGGCCGCGGCGUAAGAGGGAGUUCAUCCCUGAAGACAGGAAGGACGCCCUCUACUGGGAGAAGCGGCGGAAGAACAACGAAGCGGCCAAACGGUCCCGGGAGAAGAGACGGAUGAGCGACUACGUCCUGGAGAGUCACCUGAUGGCCCUGAAGGAGGAGAACGCCAGGCUCAGCGCCGAAUUACUCGCCAUCAAGCUGCACUUUGGCUUGGCCCCCCCUGCCACAAACAUGAGUCAACAGAGCAGCCAACUCCACCCCCUUUCUCCUGGUGGCGCCCAUCCCAUACCUGCCACAGGUUCCCACCUCCCACCUGUGCAGAGGAACUGCCUCUGGGGGGGCAGAGAGUCCUCCAUCAUGCCCAACCCCCCACCGCCACACCCCCUGCUGAUCCCAGCAUAUGCCCUCCACUCCAUGAGAGGCUAUUCUUACCUCCACGCUAAAUGCCCCGCCAACCUGUUCAACCUGUCCUGGAGCUCCGGCGCUCAGAGUCACUCUGGCUGAAGGAAGAGGAGCCGCCGCCGACCUCCACUCCCCCCCCGACCCAGAGGAGCCCACAGGAACAUGGACAGAAAGAGGGACGUCUGUGAUGCUGAAGCAUGUGGUGACGCGGUGACAGCAUCCAGUACGACCUUCACCGCCUCCUCAAGGUCAAACUGUAGAAUCUGCAGAUGAUCCUGUGUCUACA
Messenger RNA from Oryzias melastigma (Indian medaka), 814 nucleotides. RefSeq names its product nuclear factor, interleukin 3 regulated, member 4 (gene nfil3-4). Gene Ontology annotation, cellular component: nucleus. Gene Ontology annotation, molecular function: DNA-binding transcription factor activity; DNA binding. The transcript has 2 exons. NCBI's taxonomy places the organism in Eukaryota, Metazoa, Chordata, Actinopteri, Beloniformes, Adrianichthyidae. The record is from RefSeq and is a predicted model, not a curated record. Bases 1 to 630 code for a protein of 209 amino acids. Gene Ontology annotation, biological process: circadian rhythm; regulation of DNA-templated transcription.